CUUGGUGCUCAAAGAUCAAAACAACCGCCAAAAUGAUGCCCAAACCACUGCUGCUCCUGGCUGCUCUGACUCUCUGCUGCUGCAUCAUGACUAUCCAUGGUUCUCCCAGGUGUAAAUGCAUACAGACGAGCUCCAAAAAAAUCCCUCUUAAGGCUAUCAUAAAGAUUGAGGUGCUUCCUAUUUCCGGACAAUGCCGCUGGACUGAAAUCAUAGUCACCAUGAAGAAGGGCUUCAAAGUUUGCAUCGAUCCAUCGGUGCCGUGGAUCAACCAGCUGCUCACCAACUUGCAAAAGAAGGGCUGUGUCAAAGGAAGGGCUCGCUCUUGUGUUCACCAUCAGUUAUUGUGAUAACGGAAAAACGAGGCCCCCACCGAAACCACUCUGUCACCCACUGCUCCCACUCCUGUCUUCUGAUCGCGUUUUACUGUAACAUUUGAUGUAGCAAUGGUUCCAUUUAAUUCAGUGAAGCUGUGAAUUAACUGUAGGAGGUCUGAGCCACUGCCCAACUUGAAAAAGUCAGUUUUGCAAUUCACAUUUUAUACUAUAUAACACCUUCAGCUUACAGUUCUCUUCAACUGAUUCAGCCUUUCUAGUGUUAUCCUUUGGAAAAAUGAUAAUAACUACAGUCAUAUGGUCUUAAUGCUUCCUUAUAUGCUUGAAAUACUGACACUCAGUAAUAAUGGUGUUAAACUGUUCUGCUUUAGCCUUUUAAAUGUAGCCUAUAAUGUGUUAUUGGGGAGCUCAUUAAACAAACAAAAAGCUAUAUUGCUCCAUUGAUAGACAGAUUGUACUCUGAAAUUAAAGUUUAAAUGUGUUAAAUGUGUAAAAGUUUCCAUUUUAUUAUCAAAAUCACAAAGAUAUACUGUGGUGUAAUCAAACAAUUGCACACGAUUGUACAAUUCUGUACAAAUUCCUUCUAGUAAAUUUGAUGACACAUUGUGAAGAUGAUGAUUACAUUUCGGAUGGUGCUGUUAUCUCUGACGUGCUUUUUGUUGUAUCCAUGAUUUGUGUGUGUGUGUGUGUUUUUUUUAUCAUAAAGAAAUAAAGCACAGACAAAAAGA
Seriola dumerili (greater amberjack) is the source of this 1060-nucleotide messenger RNA. It is a transcript of the gene cxcl13, whose product is annotated as C-X-C motif chemokine ligand 13. Gene Ontology annotation, molecular function: CXCR chemokine receptor binding; chemokine activity. Bases 33 to 347 code for a protein of 104 amino acids. The transcript has 5 exons. Gene Ontology annotation, cellular component: extracellular region. Lineage: Eukaryota; Metazoa; Chordata; Actinopteri; Carangiformes; Carangidae. The record is from RefSeq and is a predicted model, not a curated record. Gene Ontology annotation, biological process: antimicrobial humoral immune response mediated by antimicrobial peptide; inflammatory response; chemokine-mediated signaling pathway.